Racocetra persica is the source of this 1004-nucleotide messenger RNA. The record is from the annotation of a GenBank genome assembly. Lineage: Eukaryota; Fungi; Glomeromycota; Glomeromycetes; Diversisporales; Gigasporaceae.
CCUUUAAUCGAGCAAUGGGAACAUAUGUUCCUCAAAUCUCUGGAAAGGCGGUGACUGGUAACGAUGACACUGAUAGCCUUUUGGACGAAAAAAGAUCUUUAUAUUGCGCAUCAUCUUAUGAAAAACGUAAAGUUCCAAGAAUUAUAAGAAGCAGUAGCGGAUUUUUAAAAUCACCAAUGAAACGUAGUUGGAAUUCUUCUGUCCCUAAUGUUUCUUCUACACCCAUUGUUGCUCCUUUAACUCCAACGCCUGCUCCUCCGUUGUGGAAAGAACAAGUUGACCCAAAUAUUAAAGCUGAAUUGACACAAGCCGAAAUUCAUCGACAAGAGAUAAUAUUUGAAAUUAUUCGUACUGAAAAGGCUUUUGUCGAAGAUAUGAAAUAUUUAAUAGAUCAUUACGUAAAUAAUUUCCAAGAUUCUGGCAUUCGUUUACCUUCUAGUCUUGAACAAACAUUCUCAAUAUUGCCUGAUAUUCUGUUACUGCAUCUUAACGCCUCUCUGCAACUUCGCUGCACGCAAGCAAUAAUGUAUCCCGUUGUACCAUCGAUAACGCACAUACUUCGUGACUUGUCCAAGCAAUUCCAAAUUUACGAGCCAUAUCUUAUUCAUUAUAAGACGGCAAUUUCUGAAAUAGCAAAUGCUCGUAAAAAGAACAAUAAAUUAGGUCAACUAGUAAAGUCUUUAGAAUCAAAUUUAUUACCAGGAAGGUACUUAACUUUGGAAAGUUUGCUCACAAAACCAUUCCAAAGAUUAUGCAAAUAUCCUCUCUUAGUUAUGACUUUAUUAAGGGCCACCGUGCCAGAUCAUAAAGAUCACCCAUCGCUUGUCGACUUGCAUGAUCAAAUGGACUGUGCUCUUAAGGAACUUCAAGAACGUAAAUCAAGAUAUGAACGUUUAAAGGAAAAUGAUGAAUUUUCGGGCAGAGUUUCGACACUAAGUCCUUUCAACAAAUUAUAUUCGACUUAUCGUUACAAGCGCUCGGUCACAAUGCCAUUCACGAGAUGA